Molecule: messenger RNA, 2118 nt
Organism: Periophthalmus magnuspinnatus
Lineage: Eukaryota; Metazoa; Chordata; Actinopteri; Gobiiformes; Gobiidae
Gene: lcat
Product: lecithin-cholesterol acyltransferase
Exons: 7
Coding region: 233-1528 (431 amino acids)
Biological process (GO): lipid metabolic process
Molecular function (GO): phosphatidylcholine-sterol O-acyltransferase activity
Source: RefSeq, a predicted model, not a curated record
AGUAACCCAGAGAUGUCCAUUUGAUUAAUCAUUCAGACGCAAGAGGAGAGGUUUAAAACUUUUAUUUCACUUUUAUAAUAAGUCAAAGUUGUUGUAGGCUUUAGCGCAGUAAGAGGCAUUGGUAAGGGUCAUCUAUCGCUCUCUAUCUCUCCCCCUGUCCCUCUCCCUCCGCCUCCAGAACCUCAUAGACCGGGCGAAAGAGCAGAACUUCGCCGCAAAGUGAGAACCAAACAUGGGCUCAAUGGGACGCAUCUGGCCGGCGGCGCUGCUGUUGAUGUUUGUGGGUUUGCAGCACUCCUCGUGUUUUUGGGUAAUUAACGUGAUGUUCCCUCCUCCUAUAAAGCCAACUAUUCCAAACAACAGCACUCCUCCACUCGUCAUUGUUCCUGGGAACUUAGGAAACCGCCUGGAAGCCAAGAUUGACAAACCUACAUUGGUCCAUUGGUUGUGCUUUAAAAAAACACCACACUGGUUCCCUCUGUGGAUUGAUCUCAACAUGUUCAUGCCAGUUGGUGUUGACUGCUGGAUUGAUAAUAUUAGGCUUGUUUACAACCGAACAACUCGGCGAUCAUCCAACUCUCCAGGUGUCCAGGUGCGGGUGCCAGGAUUUGGGGAGACCUACACCAUUGAGUUUCUUGAUAAUAACAAGCUGGCAGGUUACUUUCACACAAUGGUAGAACAUUUGGUCUCCGUGGGCUACUCUCGGAAUGGGACCAUCCGAGGUGCUCCAUACGACUGGAGGGUGGCUCCUAAUGAGAAUGAGGAGUACCUGGUGAAGCUUCGUGAGUUGGUGGAGGACAUGUACAAGCAGUACCAGAAGCCUGUUUAUCUACUGGGCCACAGUAUGGGCUGUCACUAUGUGCUCUAUUUCCUCAACCAACAACCCCAGGCCUGGAAGGACAGAUUCAUCAAAGGCUUCAUCUCCCUAGGGGCUCCAUGGGGGGGUGCUGUUAAGGCACUCAGAGUCAUGGCAUCAGGUAACAAUGAUGGGAUCCCAAUGCUUUCUAACGUAAAGAUCCGUGAAGAGCAGAGGAUGAUAACAACUAAUCCUUGGAUGCUGCCAUUUGAUGAGUUUUGGCCAAAAGAACAUGUAUUGGUCUCCACUCCAACAGCUAACUACACCACCCAGGACUAUGAGCGCUUCUUCACAGACAUCAACUUUGAGAAUGGCUGGCACAUGUGGUUAGACACCAAGAACCUGACAGGAGAUCUUCAUCCUCCUGGAGUUGAAGUCUGGUGUAUGUAUGGUGUUGGACUGCCUACUCCGGUCACAUACAUUUACGAUGAGGGCUUUCCCAACGCGGACCCUGUGGACUUUGUGUAUGCUGAUGGGGAUGACACAGUGGAUAGCUUUAGCACAAGUUUGUGCAAGCGCUGGAUCGGAAAGCAGAGCAAACCUGUUCAUGUCACAGAGUUCCAAGGUCUUAUGCACCUGGAUAUGGUGUACCAUGAGAAGGUGCUCAAUCUAAUCCAGUAUAUUCUUGAGGGCAAAUCUGAAACACCCAGUGAGAUUGACGUUAGGGUGUAAAAAGCUCAACACUGAACAGUUAUUUCAGUCCGUUUGUGACAUUGAUAACAAAUGUCUGGACACAAAAAUAAAACCCUGAUAGAAAUGACUGUUAUCUCACUUGAAUAUAACAAGGGGAUGCUUUGUCAUCUGAUCGACAGUUGUUGUUUGUUUUUUGUAAGCAGAUUUACUGUUACAUUUGGGACAAAUGUAUUUAAUUUAACCUGUAUCUUGUAAUACAACAUUGAUUUGCAUUUUCCAAUGUUUUAUAUCUCCACAAACCCCUUAUUGUGUAACCUAGAACCUUAUUUCAUCCUAUUAUUAAAGACUGUCUCUCUACAUGUCAACUAACCCCCAACCCCUUGCUUGACUCUGCCUUUAUCCCUCUCACAAACCACUUUAUAAUUGUGCAUUAGGUUAACUAUUUUACUUUAGAAUAUAUGAACAUUAAUAAAAAGUGUUAUUACCGUAAAUAUAGGUGUAAUCAUAGAUGUUAGCUGGCCCUACAGAAUACACAUAGACUGUGUCUAUGUGAAUAAGACUUUUUAAAAUAUAGGCAAAAUGAUUAAUGAUGUGACAGCAACAUUAAAUCAUCUCCAUGAUUGAAUUAU